UUUUUGUUUCUAUGGAGAAACGCAAUGAGCUGUUUUACUCCUGAUGACGGGGAAAUCCGCCUUCAGUUUUUUGUAUGCUUGGAAAGGAAUCCUUGAUACAUGUCUGCCAGGAAAUAAAAGCAACAAAAGAAAAGAAAUGAGUCGUCAGACUGCCACAGCACUUCCUACAGGUACCUCCAAGUGUACACCGUCCCAAAGGGUACCUGCCUUGACGGGCACCACCGCCUCCAACAAUGACUUGGCCAGCCUGUUCGAGUGUCCCGUCUGUUUUGACUAUGUGCUGCCACCUAUCCUCCAGUGCCAAAGCGGCCAUCUUGUUUGUAGCAACUGUCGCCCCAAGCUCACCUGUUGUCCGACCUGCCGAGGGCCCUUGGGCUCCAUUCGGAAUUUGGCGAUGGAAAAAGUGGCCAACUCCGUACUGUUUCCUUGUAAAUACGCCUCCUCUGGCUGCGAGAUAACAUUGCCGCACACCGAGAAAGCUGACCACGAAGAGCUUUGCGAAUUUAGGCCUUACUCUUGCCCGUGCCCCGGGGCUUCUUGCAAGUGGCAAGGCUCUCUGGAUGCGGUCAUGCCACACCUCAUGCACCAACAUAAAUCAAUAACAACGCUACAGGGAGAAGAUAUUGUUUUCCUUGCUACAGACAUUAAUCUUCCCGGAGCUGUUGACUGGGUUAUGAUGCAGUCUUGUUUUGGCUUUCACUUCAUGUUAGUACUGGAGAAACAGGAAAAAUACGACGGUCACCAGCAGUUCUUUGCAAUCGUACAGUUGAUAGGCACGCGGAAACAAGCUGAAAAUUUUGCUUACCGCCUCGAGCUGAACGGCCAUAGGCGGCGAUUGACUUGGGAAGCCACUCCGCGAUCGAUCCACGAGGGAAUCGCAACGGCCAUCAUGAAUAGUGACUGCUUAGUCUUUGACACCAGCAUCGCACAGCUUUUUGCAGAGAAUGGCAACUUAGGUAUUAAUGUGACAAUUUCAAUGUGCUGAAAACCCAAUCUGACAUUUUCAGGGCCAGUGUCUAAAAAAUAAUAAUAAUAGUAAUCACCUCAAUCCAAUCCGCUGCAUUCAGUUUCGCAGAAACCGUGGUAAACAUCUGACUGCUAGGUGUGAACAAUUGGGAGGGAGAGGCUAGCGUACAUGAAGGUAAAUUAAUGGGAAGACUGUUCAGGCGCAGAUAACAGUUGCAUGUAAUAACACUAAUAUAUUUAAAUGAGUCAGCAGUAAACCACUGAAAAUAUAUAUAUAUAUAUAUAUAUAUAUAUGAGUGCGCGUGUAUAUAUAUAUAUAUAUAUAUGAAUAUAAAAAUAUAUUAUAUUAUAUAUAUAUACCCAAAAUGGGCAUCCUUUUGUAUUAAGAAUUGAUUCUAUGAAAAGUGCUGUAAAAUAAUUCUAAACCUCUUUGUAGAUUAAUUGUACUUUUGAAAAGGAUACCGUUUUGUGUUUCAUUUGUGUUUCUUUUGACUGACAAGCCAUGCAAAGCGGUCUGGGGUUUGACCGCUGUUUCUCCCCUGUUCCUUCCUCUUCUCCCUUGCUUUUUUUUUUCUUCCCAACUCACUACAUAGUAUUGCUGCUGUUCUUGUAUAAAUUUUCUGUGUAUUUGCUAAUUUUUAUUAACUUCUAGUUUUUCAUUAAAUAAAUGAAUUUUCUUUCCUGUGAUUCAGGUUUUAAUUGUUUCCUUUUGGGGUUUUUUUGGAAGGGGACCUUUUGAAAUAACUUAUGGAUGUCAUCUGAGGCACAGCAAAAUUGUUUUUGGCUAAAGGCAGACUUCCAUAUAUUGGUAAUAUUUGGGGGUGCUGUUUGGCCCCUAAGAAUGGUACAGUUAUAACAUACAACUUGAAGAAUAGAGACGCCAUGAGACAAAUUCUAAAAAAGGCUUCUUUUAGAUUGUAGAUAUCAUUACAUUUUGAUUUCAAACUUCAUUUUGAAUAAGUUGUUUCAUAAUGUUCUUUUAAUUUAUUUUAAAUUAGUGGGGAAAUUCAGGCCAAUUUUCAAAAAAAUUGAGAGAUCUUGAAACACUUUGAGGUCAUUCUUGUAUUAAUUAGUUGUGCAAUACAAGAAGGCAUAGUUUACAGUAUUUGUAACUAUAAAUAUAGGCCAUAUUUAUAGUAAGCUGUUUGGUCUUUUUAAAAUUCUGUCAUUAAAAGAAUUUCUGGCAAACUGAAAUCUCUUUAAGUGAUGUUGGCUGUUUUGUUUGGGUUUUUGUUUUGGCAAUAACGGAAUGAAACCAAACUAAAAUGGAAUUAUUCCUUGCAGUUGCACCAUUAAUGCUAGGGUCCUGCAGCCGAAUCCUUUUGUGGCAAGGAUCUUCCUCUAGCAGGCUAUUCUCUGAAUGCUUAUCUGCCUAACUUCCUUUGAGGCAUCUGUAAAUGGGAAUCGACAUCCAGGAGAAAUGUGAGGUGUGUUCUCUCACACAUUUCGUAUUUGUUCCUAGAAGCCAUGCAUAUUAGCACAUAUCGCACCAAUACAUUGUUUUUAAAGUUAUCCAAGGUGAAAAAAAAUCCAGAUGACUAAAAGUAAUCAUCAACGAUUCUUUUAACAGCAAACAAGGUUUUAGGCAAGAGGGGAGGAAGCAAGGAAUGAAUGGGAGAAGCGCUAUUCCCAGUA
Messenger RNA from Protobothrops mucrosquamatus (brown spotted pit viper), 2601 nucleotides. RefSeq names its product E3 ubiquitin-protein ligase SIAH1. The coding region runs from base 44 to 985 and encodes 313 amino acids. Gene Ontology annotation, cellular component: cytoplasm. The record is from RefSeq and is a predicted model, not a curated record. Gene Ontology annotation, molecular function: ubiquitin protein ligase activity; zinc ion binding; ubiquitin conjugating enzyme binding. Gene Ontology annotation, biological process: proteasome-mediated ubiquitin-dependent protein catabolic process; multicellular organism development. NCBI's taxonomy places the organism in Eukaryota, Metazoa, Chordata, Lepidosauria, Squamata, Viperidae. The transcript has 2 exons.